This is a messenger RNA of Saccoglossus kowalevskii, 2775 nucleotides long. Its product is annotated as claudin-like protein. The record is from RefSeq and is marked provisional. Lineage: Eukaryota; Metazoa; Hemichordata; Enteropneusta; Harrimaniidae. Gene Ontology annotation, molecular function: structural molecule activity. Gene Ontology annotation, cellular component: membrane; bicellular tight junction.
UGAAUGCGGAAGUGGGUUAUUCCUGGGUCAAACAGUUAACCACUUUGUGUUGCCUCGCUAUAUAUGGUGUUAUGACCUGAUUCCUGCGGAAAUCUCGCUACAUCGCGUGAUACUUUCCAUGAGGGCAAGGAACCCAAUAUUGUCAACACCGCCGAGAAUAUCUACACCGCAAAACGCGCAAGCAAACAAUGGCGUCAUGUAUACCGAUAAUGGGCCUCGUGUUGUCCUUGGCCGUUAUCGCUGGCUAUAUUUGCGCCACGGCCACUGACCAUUGGAUUGAAGUCCCUUUAGUCUCCACUAGUGCUGGACUGUGGAGGCAAUGUACCAACUAUGCAGGCGUUAUUAAUAUGUGUAGCGAUCUCGGUGACGUUCCAGCUUAUAUGCAUAUCAGUCGAGGAUGUAUGAUAGCUGCUUGUAUUGUGGCUCUUUUAGCUAUAAUACUCGCUAUUGUGGGCUUUAUACAAGAGAUUGGAAACACCAAGAUAAAGAUAGCGGGUGUACUUAUAAUUCUAACAGCUUCCGCUGUUGCCACAGCAACUAUUUGGUAUGCGAUUGAGAAGGCAACGUACUAUGAUGAUCUUAAUCUCGAUUACGAUUUCGGGUACUCAAUCAUCAUCGGAUGGGUCUCGGUACCAUUGGCCAUCGUAGCGGGCAGUAUGCUGUUAGCUACGUACUCAAGGCAUUGAACAGAAGUUGUUGAUGUAGUGGGGUGGUGCCAACAUUAUCGCAAAGUGCCGAAGUAAAGAUUGUAAUUUCAUGCAUGUUCCGUCUUUACAUUAACGAAAAGUCCGGGAGAUUGGGUAUACCAGCUCAAUGUUCUUGAAAUAGGCAGUGUGUUGUUGAUUGGUUUUAGCGUUGAUGAUUUACUUGUAUCUCCGUGCCACACAUAUAUUUGUAAUUUACCUGCACACGCGCACUAGAAAUGUAAAACACAUUUGCGGUAUUUGCAACUAUAUAGGCGAAUACGCAUGCCUCUUAUUUACUUCGUAGAUAUUACAAAAACAAUCAAUUAUGUGACUCUCAUACAAUACUGUGCCUGAUUGGCUACCCAUCUCUAACACCUAACGGUCAGACCAAUCAGAGAGCAGGUUAUGUUUGACAGUCUUUUGUUUCGACGUAUCAAAUUCUGCUUUACACAUAUGCUUUGAGUCGACCCAACCAUUAAAGCGGGGGAAUCGUCACCUGCGCAUGCGUCAGAUGGCCUUUGCGUUUUUAACGUGUGUUCGGUCGCUUGGGACUCCAUUCCCGCGCAUAGGCAGGUGACGACCCAUUCUCCUUCCCAGAGUUCCUUGCGGUUAGAUCGCCGAAAGUAUCUCUGCCACCACACACCGCCAUUUUGUGGUGAAACACGACAAGACUUUUACUACGCGUAUCAUUUGCGUAUUUUUGUUAUUGGAUGGCUUUCGUGUUGAUUUAUUCCUACUGGAAAACAAGUUUUAAAAUAUUUCGUCGAUAGCUGAUAAUGAUUUUUUCGUAAAAACACUGAAAACGGUGAAAUAGUUAUAAUUUACAAAAGAAAAUAAUUUCAUCGCGGAAUAACGGUUACUAAGGUGUUACUCGGUUCAUCAAGCUGACGGCCCUGUCGAUCGCUAGGCGAAGACAUAUGAAGAAAGGAAAGCACUUCGUGGUAUUGACAGCGAACACGUUCUAUUGCCACUCCGUUUGUGCCAAGGAAAGUAAAAAUAUGAGCUCACUAUGAAAACAGCCAGAAUCUACAAACAACGCGCACACUUUAGUUAGGUUCGAAAAUCGAACACCUGCAUUGCAAUGUUUUGGUGCGUGUCUUUGAAAGUAGUACCACUGUGAUGCAUCGACAAAUCAACAACAAGCAUGAGAUCGCGUGGUGGCAGAGAUAUAUUCGUAAUAGAACUCUGCCUGGGGAGAUUGGUGACGACCUUCCCGCUUUAAGGCGAGACGCAAGCAGCAAUCCUUUGCGCCCGCUCAGACAAAGAAAAAACACGCAUGUUUUGUCAAUGAUUCAGCAAUCUUUUUUACUCAUUUUUUUUUUUUUAUUUGAGUUUAGUAGUACUAGAUUUAUUGUUAUAACAAGAUAUUUCACAUCCUGUGGUCUGUAAAAAAAUCAGAGUAAGUCGACGCAUUAAACGGAAUGUAUUCUGUAGUACUAUCUGUUCGAACAUGCGCGUGUUCUGAAAUAUUGUUGAUAUUUAAUAUCUCGUAAAUCAUUGAUUCAGUUGCGACAGAGCAGUGGUAUACAUGUAUGUGGCGCAAUGUGAUACGGAUACAAAUAUAAAUAUGAAUCAUUUGCACUUUCACUAAAAUGUUCUUAAUUUUUCAACUUUUGCACAUAUGAUUUAAAUAUAUUUUAAUUACAAAUAUACUCAAAGAUACAAUUAUGAAUAUUUUAGUUUUGUGUAAGAAGGACCAAAACAGACUUUCUAAUUUGUUUCACUGNUUAACUUUGUCCAUGAAUAAUUUGUAUUUUCACUGAAAUCCCAUGAUUCAGCUUGCAUAAUUUAAGGAUAUAUUCAAAUGGUGUUAUUGUGUACGUUAUAUCGCUACCUGAGACGUGGGUGUAUUUAGUUAAUUUGAGAUAAAUAUUGAAAUGAAAUAUUAAAUAUAUCCGGAGGGGUUCAGACAAGGAAAACGGAUGUUGACGAUGGGGAGGAAAACGUAAACUGGGUCAAUUCUUUGCGUUAUCAUUCGUAUUUACAGAAGAAUAUCGGACAAUCAGUGAAUUAGGGAGUUGCAAGUUAGAUUCAAGUAGAAUCGUUUAAAGAAAGAAAAAAUAUUAUAUUUACGCAAGAAGCGCCGCGA